AUGCAGGCCCCUCCUCCAAAUGGGCAAAUGCCCAUGCCCACCCCAGAACAGAUCCAAGAGAUGCAGAGGCGACUUGCUGCCGAUGCUCAGGCUGCCGGCAUGACAGUUCCAGAGUUCAUUGAACACAUCAAAAGACAGCAAUAUGAGCACAUGAUGAGAAUGCAGCAGCAGGCCCAGCAGCAGCAGCAACAACAAGGCGGCGGUGGUCCUCAGCAGCAACAUCAGCACCAGCACCAGCAUCAACACGGCCCCCCAGCCCAAGCCCAGCCAAUUGUUCCCGGCCCUCCGAAUCCGCUCGCCCUUGUGCUGGCCAAGUUCCUUCGCAGCCAGGAGCUUAAGCCACGCACAGUGAUUCUCAAUGGCGAGCGCAAGGACAUGUUCAGAGUCAAACGUGCCCUUCGCGCUCUCCAAUCCGAUGCCUACAAGAAGUUGCGUACCAAGAACCCUGCUCUUCCAGAGAUCACCGAUCGUGCCUCCCUCGAGAAUGCUUUCAAGCUCCUUCCCAUGUCCAUGCUUGCUCUCCGCGUCGUCCAGAUCGACGAGCACGAGGGCCAUGACCACGCCCCUGCCAAGAAGAGCAGCAAACGCGUCAAGGGUCUCUGGACUGUACGCAUUGAACCUCAACAAGAAGCAGGCGAUGAUAUGUACUACGUUUGGCUCUGGGAAGGCAGCCAGGUCAUGCGCAAGGUCUAUGCCGCCCUUGCUCUCCUCAUCAUCUUCACUCUCGUCUGCUACCCUCUCUGGCCGGUCAAGCUGCGCCAGGGUGUGUAUUACCUCAGUUGGGCUUUCCUGGUCUUCCUGGGUUUGUUCUUCGCCAUGGCUAUCUUCCGUGUUAUUCUCUUCUGUGUCACCUACUUCGUUUUGAAACCCGGCUUCUGGCUGUUCCCUAAUUUGUGGGAGGAUGUUUCUGUGGUGGACAGUUUCAAGCCUGUCUGGGCCUGGCACGAUCCCAACCCUAAGAAGAAGAAGAAGAGCAAGAAGGUCAAGGCAUCAGCCACUGCUGGAGCAACUUUCUCGGCUGCUACUGGCCAAGCUGCCCCUGCUACUGCUUCUGUAAACUCCACAGCUACUCAGAUCGCCUCUGGCCCGACUCCUACACAACGUAGUUACCUGGCACCGAGAGUCGAGGAGCUGGAGGAUGACGAGGAGUAG
This is a messenger RNA of Podospora anserina S mat+, 1152 nucleotides long. RefSeq lists its product as uncharacterized. The record is from RefSeq and is a predicted model, not a curated record. Bases 1 to 1152 code for a protein of 383 amino acids. Gene Ontology annotation, biological process: post-translational protein targeting to membrane, translocation. The transcript is spliced from 4 exons. NCBI's taxonomy places the organism in Eukaryota, Fungi, Ascomycota, Sordariomycetes, Sordariales, Podosporaceae. Gene Ontology annotation, cellular component: endoplasmic reticulum; endoplasmic reticulum membrane.